Messenger RNA from Phragmites australis (common reed), 4182 nucleotides. RefSeq lists its product as uncharacterized. The record is from RefSeq and is a predicted model, not a curated record. Gene Ontology annotation, biological process: peptidyl-threonine phosphorylation; peptidyl-serine phosphorylation. The transcript is spliced from 10 exons. Lineage: Eukaryota; Viridiplantae; Streptophyta; Magnoliopsida; Poales; Poaceae. Gene Ontology annotation, molecular function: ATP binding; protein serine/threonine kinase activity; protein binding. Bases 279 to 3614 code for a protein of 1111 amino acids.
CAGGGCAGAAAAAAGUCGGAGCGAACCGGACCAGGGGAGAAAAAAGUCGGGCCCGAACCGAACCAGGACGCUCCCGCGUCCGACCCACCAUGGAUUUCUCAGGCUCCGCGUCACCACCACCGCUCUCCUCCCACUUCCUUUUUUAUUCAUAAACAAAUCUUUUUAGAAAACUCCGAGCCCCCGCCCCCGCGUUUCUCUGGCUUCCCCGUACGAAACCCUAGGCUACGCCGCCCAAAACCCCGUCCCCGCGGCGCCGCCACCGUCUCCGGCGGCGCCCCAUGGCCCCGGCCUCCUCCGACACAGACGCCGACGACCUCCCCGCCCGCAGAUCCGACGCCGCCGACGUCGCCGGCAACGUCUGGGACCUCGCUGCCCCCCUCCCCCCGCCCCCCGGCCGCGAGAUAUACAUCUACCGCAACACGUACAACCUCAUCCCGCGCUCCCUCGGUGGCGGCGGCGGCGGGGCGCUUAGGUCGCUCAAGUUCUUCGGCAACGAUGUGGAGGUGCUCCCCACGGAGGCCGGGGGCGGCCUGGACGGGCUCGAGAGCCUCCAGGUUAAGGUGUCCGCGCCCAGGGUGUCCGCGGCGCCGCUCCGCCGGAUGCGCAUGCUCAGGGAGCUCGAACUCUCCAUGGUGCCGCCCAGGCCCUCCGCUUGCUCCAUACUGGCCGAGGUAGCCGGUCUCAAGUGCCUCACCAAGCUCACCAUAUGCCACUUCUCCAUUAGGUACCUCCCUCCUGAGAUUGGGUCCCUCAAGAAGCUCCAAGAACUUGAUCUCUCUUUCAACAAGCUGAAGAACUUGCCUAACUGUAUAACUGAGUUGAGUGCUCUGAAGUUCCUCAAAGUGACUAAUAAUAAGUUGGUGGAUCUACCCUCAGGAAUCUCGUCUUUGAGAUGUCUUGAAAGCCUUGAUUUAUCAAACAACAGAUUGAGUUCUCUUGGAUCGGUUAAACUUGUUUCUAUGCUUGCACUGCAGUAUUUAAAUCUUCAGUUUAAUAGGAUUUGCCAAUCUUACGUGAUUCCCUCAUGGAUAUGCUGUGACUUGAGGGGGAAUGGUGAAAAUACUGCAAAGGGUGGCAAGCUAUUGUGUUCAGGUGUAGCAAGCAUGAACAUUUUUGCAGAGUCUAUAACUGUGAGCUGCACUUGCAACGGUGCCCUUUCAUGUACUCAGCCAGAAGCUUCCCAAAAUUUGAAACAUCAUGCCCCACUGAAAAUGAAGAAGGGCUGGAAGAGGCGGGAUUGUCCGCAGCAACGAGCUCGCCAGGAGCGUUUAGACUCAAGCAGGAGCAAGCUCAAUGAAAAAUACAUUGAUGAAAUGGCUGUGAACAUGGCCGAAGACGAAUACCCUUAUAGUUUGCAUGAUAUGGAAAACAAACCAGAGAUUAAAAGAACCAAUGAAGUUUCUGUACAGGAUUCGCUGAAAGAAACGAGUUCUAUAUCUGAAGACGUGUCUUCUAUAGUCGAUGAUGACUUGGAUGGGCUUAUAAAAGAUAGUGGUAUGAUGUUACAGGACCAUUUUGAUGAGAAAUCUGGAAUAAGUAUGCGAAGUUACCAUGAUAACAAUUCUUGUAUCAGCGUGGACCCUACUUGUUCCGGCAGAGGGAGGAGUUGUAGUGUUGAAAAUGAGCUAGAUGAUACCGCUUCAUCAGCUCAUGAUGCUGUUGAAAUUGUUCGAGAGAACCCUUCAGAGAUAUCCAAGUUUACUCCAAAAUCAAAAAGGCACCCUGAUAUGGACAGCAAUCCUAAACCUAGCAAAUGCCCAAGACCAAUUGAUGAAUGUUCAAAAUUAUCAUAUAAGUACAGUGUGGAAUCAUUUUGCAGCAUAGAUGACCAUCUACCAGAUGGCUUUUAUGAUGCGGGGCGAGAUAUGCCCUUCAUGUCGUUAGAGGAGUACGAAAGGAGUCUUGGACUAUAUGCACGUGAAGUUAUUCUUUUGGACAGAGAACAAGAUGAAGAAUUGGAUGCAAUUGCUUCUUCAGCACAAUUAUUGCUAUCUAGUUUGAAAAGGCCAAGCUCUUUUGAAACAGAUGAAGAAGCAGGCCAUGAUUUACUGAGGGCAUCAGUACUUGCUUUGUUUGUUUCUGACUGCUUUGGAGGUUGUGAUCGAAGUGCUUCUCUUGAGAGAACACGGAGAGCUAUCGUUAGCUUGAGGAAGGAGCAACCUUUUAUUUGUACUUGUUCUGCUGGAAGCAUGUGUGACAGCAGUGAAGCUUUUAAGCAAACCAAUACUCUUUCUGGGCACUUUGAUUUUACUGGUCUGUGUGAUAGAUCGAUACAUAUCAUCAAAGAAAGGAGAAAUUCAGGUAUUGUACCAAUAGGGGCAUUGCGAUUCGGUGUUUGUCGUCACCGAGCUGUCCUAAUGAAGUAUCUCUGUGAUCGGGCGGAUCCUCCGAUUCCUUGUGAGCUUGUGAGGGGCCAUCUUGACUACACACCUCAUGCUUGGAAUGUUGUUCCAGUUAGAAACGGGAAUGGCUGGGUAAGGAUGAUUGUUGAUGCGUGUUACCCUACCUACAUAAAAGAAGAGACAGAUCCAGAGUACUUUUGCAGGUAUGUUCCGCUCAGUCAACUUCACAUUAAACCUGAUGAUGAGGGCUAUACUCCUCGAUGUUCCUUCCCUCCUGUCACGCUAUACAAAGAAAUUGAAGUUACAGCUUCUAGUUCUGUCUAUCACUGUAAAAUUGGUGCUGUUGAUGCUGCAGCGAAGAUAAGAUAUCUAGAUACCCGCAAUGCUUCAAAUGAUGAAGUUAAAAAAUUUGAAUACAAGCUUCUUGGGGAAGUAAGAAUGCUUGGUGCUCUAAGGAAGCACAGAUCCAUAGUGGACAUAUAUGGGCAUCAACUUUCUUCUAAAUGGGUGCAAGUUGAUGGCGAUAAAGAAUAUAGGAUAUUGCAGUCUAUAAUUUUAAUGGAGUAUGUAAAUGGAGGUUCUCUGAAGGGCUAUUUGACAAAGCUACUGAAAGAGGGUAAGAAGCAUGUACCCAUUGACCUGGCAUUUUACAUUGCUCGGGAAGUUGCUUGUGCAUUGUCGGUGCUGCACAAGAAGCUCGUUAUUCACCGGGACAUAAAAGCUGAGAAUGUUUUACUUGAUCUGGAUUCUAAGAGGAGUGCUGGCACACCAUUAGUCAAACUCUCUGAUUUUGACAUAUCCAUUCCUUUGCAUUCUUUGUCCCAUACAUGCUGUAUAGCUCACCUUGGUACACAUCCACCUAAUGUUUGUGUUGGGACACCUUGUUGGAUGGCUCCAGAGGUUCUUCAGGCCAUGCAUGAAAAACAUAGAUAUGGGCUGGAAGUGGAUAUCUGGUCGUUCGGAUGCUUUUUAUUGGAGAUGCUUACACUUCGGAUACCCUACCAGGGACUACCUGACUCAGAAAUAUAUGAUCUCAUUAUGAGGAAGAAACAAAGGCCAAGGUUAACUCAGGAAUUAGAAGCGUUCUGGACAAUGGAUGAUCCAGUUGCAAGGCUGAAGUUGGGGAUCACAUCCGAUGCUCAUGCAGAUAAACUAAGACAUCUAAUAGAUCUCUUCUACCAGUGCACCAGGGGGAAUGCAUCCAAGCGUCCCAAAGCUGAGCAAAUUUACAACUCAUUGUGCUCCUUACCUACAUGUUAUGACACGAGGUGAAUCUUUGGAUCCUGAACCAGAAACUUGAUGGUGAGGAACCAGAUUGACAGACCGGGCCAGGUUAAGCUGGGCGGUUUCAGCAUGUCACGAGAUCUGGCCACCUUCAGCGGGUUUAAAGAUCUAACCAGUAUACUAGCCAUUUCACUGCUCUCGGUUAGUUGGUCUUCGGGUGGCAGCCAGGCAGAACACGAGAAGUCGAACCGAGGCAGCAACUUUGGUCGCUGUCGCCUGAGAUGCUCCCGAGUCAAGUCAGUUUUGUAGCAGCACGGCAAUCCUGAGUCACUGUUGUAGUAGUCAUCUGAUCAUGUAUCUGCGUGUCAUGUCAUCCAUUUUUUUUUCUCAUUAUCGCCAUCAUCAUUUGAUGGCGUUUAAGUUAUUAAUUUAGGCCAUUCGCGGGCAAGGCACUUGUCUGCUGGACUGCUGCAACCGCCUUCUGUAUGUGUAGUUUUAUUUUCGUGUACAACUGUCAGUCGAUCGGUGAUCUGUUGUCCAUGUAACCCUUUGACUGCUGAGUUAUGUAACUGCUUCGCGAGGUUAUUUAUGCUGAUUUCACCAACCUUUUCCGGCA